Messenger RNA from Penicillium odoratum, 1356 nucleotides. RefSeq names its product putative exopolyphosphatase. Gene Ontology annotation, molecular function: exopolyphosphatase activity. Bases 1 to 1356 code for a protein of 451 amino acids. The record is from RefSeq and is a predicted model, not a curated record. The transcript has a single exon. Gene Ontology annotation, cellular component: cytoplasm. NCBI's taxonomy places the organism in Eukaryota, Fungi, Ascomycota, Eurotiomycetes, Eurotiales, Aspergillaceae.
AUGAGGUCAAUCCUCCAAUUCCUGCGACAAGCACGCCAAUUACACCUUCAAUUCCUAGCAGGAACUCUCCAACAACCACCAAUCUACGUCCUAGGCAACCCCUCCGCUGACCUUGACUCCAUAAUCUCCGCAAUCCUCUACUCCUACUGCGCCAACAACCGCCUCCCAACAACAACCCCCCGCCCACACAUCCCCCUCCUCAACCUCCCCACCCUCCACGCAGGCCCAGAACUAUACAGACUCCGACCGGAGUUCGUGACGGCACUAUGGCUCUCGACUAAUUCCCCCGCCCUUCCAGAUGAAGGAUUUCAAAAUUCAUCCGAGUCCGCGGGGAAUCUCCUACGCGAACAUAUAAUCACAACAGCAGACUUUGCACAGAAUCUGAAAGACCAAUCUAGACAAAAACUAAAUGUGGACGUUACGCUCGUCGACUGGAAUGCGCUACCAGAACGCAUCGGAAAGAACAAGGGUUCUCUACCAGGUAUCCUGUCAAAUAUUACCUUCCACGUCGUGGGGUGUAUUGAUCACCACGUCGAUGAAGACUUCAUAUCCUCCACGAGUCAAAUCCAACCACUGAUAAUCCAGCCCGGGCCAGGAUCAUGCGCCUCGUUAAUCACCAACGAGAUGCAUGAGCGAGGUUUCUGGGGUGUGGAUUGUUCUGCAGAGAUUGCUCAGCUUGCGAAAUUGGCUCUCGCUCCGAUACUUAUUGAUACUUCGAACCUGACGGCGGAAGGAAAGGUCACGGAUGUGGAUGUGCGUGCUGUCGACCUUUUGAGGUCGCGGGCUGGUGGGGAUCAGUGGAUGGAGGGAUUCUACGAAGAGAUCCUUUCUGCGAAGCAGAAUAGUCUCGAUCGGUUGACGUUGCAUGAGGUUUUGGAUCGGGAUUAUAAGGAGUGGGCGGAGGUGGCUCAGUCUUCUGGUCGCAGUAUUACGCUUGGGUUUUGUUCGUCGGUCAAGCCUAUUCGGUGGAUUAUUGAGAAAGCGGGGAGUCCUCAGGAGUUCUUGGAUGGGAUGCGCUCGUUCGGUACUUCGAAGGAGGUGGAUGUUGUGGUUGUUAUGACGUCGUUUACUUCAAGCAAGGGUGACUUCUCUCGUGAGCUUUUUAUUAGUGUUAUUGGUGAUCAUGGCGUUGCGGUUGAGGGCAUUGAGGCGUUUGUUGCACAUGCUGCAUCUCAUCUUGGGCUUACGGAGUGGACAGCAUUGGAUGGGGAGACGGUGGAUGUUUCAGACGAGGAGAUUCGGUCCACCCUAGAUCGAGAUAAGGGGCCCUGGAGUGCAUUAUGGGUACAGAAGGAGACAAAGGCGAGCAGGAAGCAGUUGGCUCCUUUACUACGGGAAGCUGUAUCCAAGAUAUGA